Messenger RNA from Chionomys nivalis (European snow vole), 3915 nucleotides. RefSeq names its product transforming acidic coiled-coil containing protein 2 (gene Tacc2). The transcript is spliced from 18 exons. Lineage: Eukaryota; Metazoa; Chordata; Mammalia; Rodentia; Cricetidae. Gene Ontology annotation, biological process: mitotic spindle organization; cerebral cortex development; cell population proliferation. Gene Ontology annotation, cellular component: cytoplasm. The record is from RefSeq and is a predicted model, not a curated record. The coding region runs from base 1406 to 3448 and encodes 680 amino acids.
GGUCGCCGGAGCUCUCCCAGUCAUUGGCCUUUUGUGCUGCAACUUUUCCCGAGCCCUUCGGGGAGCCUGCGCCCGCCCCGCGCCGUUGCCCCGGGAAAGUUUGCGUUUCCUGGGUUCACCCGGUGGGGACCGCGCCAGGCUCGGAGGACUCAGCCUGUCUGGGGGACUCUUUGAGAGUUGCGUCCACGGAGGAAGGCAGCUACGCGAGGGCCAGCCCCGAUCGUCCGGCGCCCCUGGAACUGAUGAUGUCAUCCAGCCAGCUGCUCCUGCAGACCUGGGACACCCACCCUUAGCUGACUCUUCCCAUCAUGGUGACAGUGCCAGCUCAGUCUCUACACAUCUGACAGUCCAGAGGAGUUCCGACUCGGAGGAAGCCUUUGAGACCCCUGAAUCAACGACCCCUGUCAAAGCACCACCAGCCCCACCCCCACCACCCCCUGAAGUCACCCCAGAGCCUGAGGUCAGCGCUCCACCGGUCCCAGAAGAAUCAGGAUGCAGUUCUGAGCCGCCCGUGGUUCCCGAUGGCCCUCGCAGCGAGUCCGUGGAAGGAAGCCCUUUCCGUCCUCCGCAUUCCUCCUCGGCGGUGUUCGAUGAAGACAAGCCGAUAGCCAGCAGCGGAACUUACAACUUAGACUUCGACAGCAUCGAGCUGGUGGACAACUUUCAGAGCCUGGAGCCAUGCUCUGCCGACUACAAGGGUCAGGAGUGUAAGGUGAGCACGCGGAGGAAAUCCACCGAAUCCGUGCCCCCUUCCAAGUCCACGCUGUCCCGCUCGCUCAGCCUGCAAGCCAGCGAUUUUGACGGUGCUUCCUGCCCGGGCAGCCCCGAAGCUGGGGCCCUUGCUACAGAUGCGUGUGGUACUGGAUCCAACAGUGCAUCCAGUACCCUUAAACGGACUAAAAAAACACGGCCACCUUCCUUGAAAAAGAAACAGGCCACCAAGAAACCCACAGACACCCCACCAGUGAAGGAGACCCAGCAGGAGCCAGGUGAAGAGAGUCCAGUCCCCAGUGAGGAACACCUUGUGCCAGAGACAAAGACGGAGCUGGCCACACCCGAGAGCACUGGGUGCACCUUGUCAGAAGAGACACCCCUGGAACCCACCCCCGUGCCCACAGCCAACUGUCCUUUGACUUUGGAAAGGGCCGAAGACGUCAACCCUCCGGUUUCUGGAGGUGGCAGAGUGCAGAACUCACCCCCUGUGGGGAGGAAAUCAGUGCCUCUUACCACAGCCCCUGAGGCAGUGGAGGUGACCCUAUCAGAAAGUGGGGGGCAGGAGGACUUGCCUGCCAAAGGACUCUCAGUGAGGCUGGAGUUUGACUACUCUGAGGACAAGAGUAACUGGGACAGUCAGCAGGAAAACGUCCCUCCCACCAAAAAGAUAGGCAAGAAGCCAGCUGCCAAAAUGCCCCUAAGGAGGCCAAAGAUGAAAAAGACACCUGAGAAACUUGACAACACUCCUGCCUCACCUCCAAGGUCCCCUACUGAACCCAAUGACAUCCCUAUUGCUAAAGGUACCUACACCUUUGAUAUAGACAAGUGGGAUGACCCCAACUUUAACCCUUUCUCCUCCACCUCAAAAAUGCAAGACUCUCCCAAACUGCCCCAACAGUCGUACAACUUUGACCCUGAUGCCUGUGAAGAGUCCCUUGACCCCUUUAAGACGUCCUCUAAGACCCCCAGCUCACCUUCUAAAUCCCCAGCCUCUUUUGAGAUCCCAGCCAGUACCGCUGAAGUGGACGGGGAUGGGUUGAAUAAGCCCGCCAAGAAGAAGAAGACGCCCCUGAAGACUGACACUUUUAGGGUGAAGAAGUCACCAAAGAGGUCCCCUCUGUCUGAUCCGCCUUCUCAGGACUCCACUCCAGCUGCCACGCCGGAAACACCCCCAGCAAUCUCUGCGGUGGUCCAUGCCACAGACGAGGAGAAACUGGCCGUCACCAGCCAGAAGUGGACGUGUAUGACAGUGGACUUGGAUGCUGACAAACAGGACUUCCCACAGCCCUCGGAUCUGUCUAACUUUGUAAAUGAGACCAAAUUCAAUUCGCCCUCAGAGGGUAAGCAACUCGGUGGCCAGCCCGACCCACACCUUGCCUUGGAGAAUACUGUCGCUAGGGGGCAGAGAGCCAGGAAAGAUACUUGCCAGCCAGAGCUGGACUACAGAAACUCCUAUGAAAUCGAAUACAUGGAAAAGCUUGGCUCCUCCUUACCCCAGGAAGACGACACUCCGAAGAAGCAGGCCUUGUACCUUAUGUUUGACACCUCGCAGGAGAGUCCCGUCAAGUCUCCUCCGGUCCGGAUGUCGGAUUCCCCAACUCCAUGUUCGGGGUCAAGUUUUGAGGAGACUGAAGCCCUUGUGAACGCUGCAACAAAACUCCAGCAUCCUGUCACACGAGGCCUGGUCUCCAACCAGGAGCCUCUCUUGCAGGUGCCAGAGAAAGCCUCCCAGAAGGAGCUGGAAGCCAUGGCCUUGGGCACCCCCACAGAGGCCAUUGAGAUUACAGCUCCGGAGGGUGCCUUUGCGUCUGCAGAUGCCCUCCUCAGCAGGCUGGCCCAUCCUGCCUCUCUCUGUGGUGCACUUGACUAUCUGGAGCCUGACUUAGCAGAAAAGAACCCCCCAGUAUUUGCUCAGAAACUUCAGGAGGAGUUAGAGUUUGCCAUCAUGCGAAUAGAAGCCCUGAAGCUGGCCAGGCAGAUCGCCCUGGCUUCCCGCAGCCGCCAGGACGCCAAGAGGGAAGCUGCUCACCCACCAGAUGUCUCCAUCUCCAAAACUGCCUUGUACUCCCGCAUCGGGCCCACCGAGGUGGAGAAACCUCCGGGCGUUCUGUUCCAGCAGCCAGACCUGGACUCUGCACUCCAAGUUGCCAGAGCAGAGGUUAUCUCCAAGGAGAGAGAAGUCUCUGAGUGGAGGGACAAAUAUGAAGAAAGCAGGCGGGAAGUGAUGGAAAUGAGGAAAAUCGUGGCUGAAUAUGAGAAGACCAUCGCACAGAUGAUCGAGGAUGAACAGAGAGAGAAAUCGGUCUCCCACCAAACUGUGCAGCAGCUGGUCCUCGAGAAGGAGCAAGCCCUGGCUGACCUGAACUCUGUGGAAAAGUCUCUCGCUGACCUCUUCAGGAGAUAUGAGAAGAUGAAGGAGGUCCUGGAAGGCUUCCGCAAGAAUGAAGAGGUGCUGAAGAAAUGCGCACAGGAGUAUCUAUCCCGAGUGAAGAAAGAAGAGCAGAGGUACCAGGCCCUGAAGGUGCACGCGGAGGAGAAGCUAGACAGGGCCAAUGCAGAGAUUGCCCAGGUUCGAGGCAAAGCCCAGCAAGAACAAGCAGCCUACCAGGCCAGCCUGCGGAAGGAGCAGCUGCGAGUGGACGCGCUAGAAAGGACGCUGGAGCAGAAGAACAAAGAGAUAGAAGAACUCACCAAGAUUUGUGACGAACUGAUUGCCAAAAUGGGGAAAAGCUAACUUGGAACCAAGCGCUUGGACUUGGCCGUUGCGUGCAAUACGACCGUCGGCACACUGUCGCCCUUCCGAUUCCGUGGACAGGCUCUCUUCUCACUUUAUAUGCACUACUGUGUUCCCUUUCCAAGUAAGGUUGGUUUGACCGUAUGCAGUGCCGAGACCUACCGGGAUUCCUUGCUAUCUGUUUGCAUUUUCUAGUAUAAUUCAUAGCAAGUUGACCUCAGAGUUCCUGUAUCAGGGAGAGUGUCAGAUUCUCUUAUAAAAAAGACAAAUUGCUGACCUUGGCCUUGUCCUUUGGUGAACAGCAUCUGAUGUGACAUGAACAUAUGCAGCCUGCAUAGGGACUCUUGCCUUAAAGAGUGUACAAUUGGUCCACAUUUGCUGGUUGGUUUGGUUUUUGUUUUUUAAAAAAAAAUGCAUGUUUCAAACAAAAUUCUCUAUUGUAAAUAAAUUUUUUUCUUUGAAUCUUA